Messenger RNA from Brachypodium distachyon (stiff brome), 1488 nucleotides. Its product is annotated as transcription factor PCL1. The record is from RefSeq and is a predicted model, not a curated record. Gene Ontology annotation, molecular function: DNA-binding transcription factor activity; DNA binding. Gene Ontology annotation, cellular component: nucleus. Lineage: Eukaryota; Viridiplantae; Streptophyta; Magnoliopsida; Poales; Poaceae. The coding region runs from base 355 to 1056 and encodes 233 amino acids. The transcript has 2 exons. Gene Ontology annotation, biological process: regulation of DNA-templated transcription.
UACAUCGUCCUCGUUACCUCAGGCCUCAGCGUAGUCACGUACGUGUACUAUGUCAAGACAAAGUGGUAUCGCCAGAAAAACCAGUCUUUAUUACCUCCGUCCGGGUUACUCGCUCCAUCCACGAACCGCGGGACCGGAGGUAGCGACGAGAGCGACCGAUCUCACAGCCCAGACGCCCCCCCGCUGCUCGCGCCCGCAGAUCAGCAGCAUCACUCAUGGCGUCAGAAAUUCAAUCCCCUCUUCCCUCGAAAGAAUAUCCAAAUCCCGUUCCCUUUUCGAGCUAAUCCUGGAGCACAGCCCGUCCCUCAGAAGCCUGCCUGCCUGCCUGCCUGCCUGCCACCGCCGGAGAACGCCAUGUUAUCCCCUCGCGUCGUCCGGCCCCAGCCCCACGCCGGCGCGGCCUCCGGUGGCUCGUCCUCGUCACGGCGGCACAUGGUGGACGCCGAAGCCGCCGCCGCCGCCGGCGCGUGCGGCCGCGUGCCCGAGUGGGAGCUCGGCCUCCCCUCGGCCGCCGAGCUGACGCCGGUCUCGCAGCCGCUCAUCCCGCCGGCGCUCGCCGCGGCCUUCGGGAUAGACCUCGCGGGCCUGCCCCCAACCUCCGUCGACGCCCGUCUCCUUCAGGACUCCCCAACCUCCCACCUGUAUUCCCGAUUCGACGAGUUUGACGAAGAGGACGAGGAGGGGGAGGGGGAGACCGAGGGCGCUGCCACCGGGGGAGGGCGGCGCGGGAAGAAGGCGAGGAUGGUGUGGACGACGGAGCUGCACCGCCGGUUCGUCGAGGCGGUGGCGCAUCUCGGCGAGAAAGGCGCCGUGCCCAAGGCCAUCGUGCGGCUCAUGAACGUCGACGGCCUCACGAGGGAGAACGUCGCCAGCCACCUCCAGAAGUACCGCCUCUACCUCAAGCGCUUGCACACUGGCGGUGCCGCCGCCGCGACACCCCCGCCUCAAGUGCCGCCGCCGUACUACUCCCGCUUCGAUGCCAAACCGCCUCAAGACGCCGCGAACCGGAAUGGCCUCCGCACGUUUAUUUCCUACGACAAGCUCGGAUGCGAUUAAAGCACUCCAGGUUGCAGGAAGGAAAGGCAGCUGCAGUACACUAAACAAGACAUAAGGAAAAUGAUGUAUCUUUUGCGAUCAAAAGUAAAUCCUUGCUGUUCAGACUAUUCCUAGAAUCACUUGGGUUGUCUUGAUUUAAGUUCUUGUUUGGGUGUGUGGAGGUUACUCGUGGUUUAGCAAGUGUUUUCUGAAGUUAGCAAGUAUGCUCGGAAAUAAGGUACUACACUAGCAAACAAUACAGUGCUAUAGCGAAGGAAUUGUAAAUUCUUCUCAGAGAGUUAAUGAGAUUCAGUCAUGAAGCUUGUUGGGUUGCAGACUUCCCAGAUUUGCAGCAUAUUUUACCUCAUGUAAGCUGUUAAACUGUCCUGUUUUUUUCUUUCGAAUGUAUCUUGUUAAUUUGUUCGGUAGUUCAGACUUCAGAAUCUUGAGCAA